Messenger RNA from Hibiscus syriacus, 989 nucleotides. RefSeq lists its product as uncharacterized. NCBI's taxonomy places the organism in Eukaryota, Viridiplantae, Streptophyta, Magnoliopsida, Malvales, Malvaceae. The transcript is spliced from 4 exons. The coding region runs from base 47 to 775 and encodes 242 amino acids. The record is from RefSeq and is a predicted model, not a curated record. Gene Ontology annotation, cellular component: chloroplast.
UAAAAUUGGAAAGCCAGAAAAAAAUCGUCAUCUGAGAUUCUGAGUUAUGUCUACAACUCUACCGUCGACGGCAUGGCACUCAAUGAAGUUUCAGCGGCAGGCUCUGCUUCCUCAGCGGCGGCGUCCGCUAGUAGUCCAAGCCUUCAGGCGGAGCGAUUUUGACGCCUUCGCUCGCAGUGUGGCGUCCGGCGAGGCCUUGAAGAACGCUUGGCGGACGGCCAACGAUGUCUUCGAGCAAUUUGUCUUCGAAGCUAGAAAGACCGCCGAACGGUUAGAUCGCCAGUACUCCGUUUCCCGCCGUGUCUUCUCCGUCGUUCGAUCCGCCACUGACCGUGCUCGUGAGUUAGACCGGGAGCUGGAGAUUGGAACCCGUUGGCGGACGUUUACUAUGGAUUUUAGUAGAAAUUGGCCUAGGUACAGGAAGCAGCUGAAUGAUUUCUUGGAAACUCCAUUAGGAAGAAGUUUUUCUAUAAUUUUCUUCCUUUGGUUUGCAUUAUCUGGUUGGCUGUUUCGAUUCUUAAUAUUUUCCAUUUGGAUACUGCCAUUUGCUGGGCCUCUUCUCAUUGGGACUAUCACCAAUAAUCUUGUUAUUAAGGGUGCUUGUCCAUCUUGUAAGAAACAGUUUGUCGGUUAUAAAAGUCAAAUUAUACGCUGCACAAGCUGCGGAAACAUUGUAUGGCAACCAGAAGGAGACUUAUUUCGCGGAGAUAGCGGGCGCCCCGGUCCAAGAAAGUCUGAGCCUGAAAUUAUCGAUGUCGAAUUUGAGGAGAAAUGACAAGGCGGUUUCGGAAAUAUACAGGUAUGAUUCUCGCCUUGUACAAAGGUCCUAUGAGACUGAAAGCCCCCCUUUUCUGCCAUUACAGUUUAUAUAGUGGUUCUCACUUUAUCUUUUCUUUUUUCACAGAAAAUGUUUAUUUCUAGGAUUUAGCAUUUAGCUUGAACUUUGAUGUCUAAUAACAUUGAGGUUAUCAAAUUUCGGUUUGCAUCAA